AUGAAGGUACGACACGAGGUCUCUGCUCUUCCGUUUCUUCUAUUUAUUCCCGUUCUUUCAUCCGCAAUCACCUUGGAUUGCGACCGCAUCGUUGUCAACCGCAUGUCAUGGGACCUGUCUCCGUUGGCCGGUCCUCACUCAGUCUUCAAUACUGUUGAACACCCGCCAACCACGAUCAAUACCACAUACACUAUAGAUUUAUGCAAACCGCUGAAAGACACAGAGUGCCCAUCGGGAACAAGGGUCUGUGGUGUCCAACGAUCAUCGGGUGAAAACAAGAUACUAGGCGCCAUUCCAAUUGCAGGAAAUUAUGUCCAAAGUUCCGGGAGGACUCUUGAUCCUAAGAUUACGCGGCUCAAGAUGACCGACUCUCAACAAGACGGCUUGCGAAUAGAAUUGCACGGAGGAAGCUAUCCGUUUAAUGGCAAGGAAUACAAACAAAAAGCCGUUAUAGAAAUGAUAUGUGACCAUGAGAGCACGGGUUUGGAAAACGAUUGGGCUGGUCGGGGAAUUAUGAUGGCCGAUGAGAAGGAAUCUGAAGUCACCAAGCCAGAUGAUAAAGAUGAUAAAGUUGACGAUAAACAAAGCCUCUCGUUUAAAAGCUACGCGCAGGUGGAUGAAAUGUUCGUCUUGAGAUUGGACUGGCGGACUAAGUAUGUCUGCGAAGACUUCCAGCACGGCGACAGAGGAAAGUCUAACCACUGGGGAUUUUUCACGUGGUUGGUUAUCAUUGUUUUCCUUUUCACCGCCGCAUACCUUAUUUUUGGUUCUUGGUUGAACUACAACAGAUACGGCGCGCGGGGCUGGGAUCUCCUUCCACAUGGUGACACCAUUCGUGAUGUCCCCUACAUUUUAAAAGACUGGGGCCGGAAGGUAGUUUCUACCGUCCAAGGACCAGGAUCGCGAGGCGGCUAUAGCGCCGUCUGA
Paracoccidioides brasiliensis Pb18 is the source of this 927-nucleotide messenger RNA. RefSeq lists its product as uncharacterized. Bases 1 to 927 code for a protein of 308 amino acids. The transcript has 3 exons. The record is from RefSeq and is a predicted model, not a curated record.